CAGACGUAAACCGGCUUUAAAAUAAUGUACACAAUCAGCUCCCAGUUGUGCUCAAAUGCGACCAACAAAAACCACUGAUGGACAACUAUUUGGUAUUUGGUCUGAGGAUCAUGAGGACACGGUCUUGGAGGACCCAAAAAAGCAUAGUCUAUACUUGUGUAUGAUCCGCUGCUUAUAUGAAAGAAACAUAACCCACAGUUGGGAUCUGAAAUGUAUGUUCAUUUGAAUCUGUUAGUCCAUCUUUCCUGUUGCUGCUGACAUUAAUUGAAAUGCAGUUAAACACCUACGAAGUUGUUUUAAAUGACUAUAACUGAGUGAGGGCCAAGUGAGUGAAGUAGAGAAGAUCUUGGGGCCGCUCAAAUCAGCAGCAUAGAACGGCAGAGCCACCUCAGCAGCAAGCUUAGUUCCUUUGUUUACAUUAUGGCAGAAGCAAGACUUCGUUGUGAGGAGUCCAAGAAGAGACAGUGUGAAACUACAUAGCAAGAUCCUGGACACGAGUCAAUAUAGGAGUUGCAUUUACAGCCUGGUGGGAACUGAGAGCUUCUGAUCCUGAAGUGGCGAUGUUUCUACUCGACUUGUGGGUGAUGGGACAGUUUCGGUGUUUCUGUCUCUCAUAAUGGAUGGAAAUUCUUGCUGGUGGGCCCAGGGGACACAUUGCUGCGGUGUGGAGGAUUUAGACCUGCUUUGAUCAGAGGAGCUGGAGCGGGGCAAGGUCUCUUCACUACUUCGGCCCUGUGCACCAGUACACUGUGAAUACUCAUUCCACUGCGGCACUGUUAAGUCGAUUGUGUGAGAGAUCUGCCACAGUAUAGCAUGGAGCCAAGAUUCCUACAGACUCAAGUUCAGCUCUAGAUUGGUAUCCAAACUGAUGUGCAUCACAAGAACUGAUUUCAGGGAGUGAUCACUAAAUUUGACCCACAAAACACUGACUUUAGUAGCUGAUUCAGAGAUGAUGGUCACCAUGAACAUCUAAAUUUUUAGGCUUUCCCUCCAACUAUAUAUUGUGUCUUCAUGUUUUGGGGCUUCCCCAGUACCCCCGCCCUCUGUCACCCUCCCCACACCCACUGCCAUCACGGCCGGCCACCCCAGCCGCCUUGUUGCCAUGCCGACAGAGACACUGGCUCAAGCCCUCCCAGAUAGCAAGGGUGCAGGACCUACAACACCAUUCAGUUCAACUGUGCCCCUCCGCAUCCUAAAUAAGGGCCCUGAAUACUUCAGAAGGCAGGUGGAACCAAACCCAAAGCGACUUAGUGCUGUGGAACGUUUGGAAGCUGACAAGGCAAAGUAUGUCAAGAGCCAAGAGGUGAUCAAUGCAAAACAGGAACCAAUCAAACCCCCCAUUCUUGCCAAGCCACCCAUAGGCCACACCCUUUUGUCAAAGAGAGGUUCUGGGGUUGGAGGAGUCGCACCAUUCAAAUCAUCCAACAACAAUGCGAAACUAGAAACGAGUGGCACAGUAAAACGAGAGAAUUUGAACCUGGAAAUCCUUAAAAACCUGCUGAACUCAUCCUCCUCUUCGGGCGGCGCAUCUGAAAGCCGAAGUGGAGGAGCAAAGAGUGCUGUGAUGGUGAGGACUUCUGGAGGAUUGGCCCGCAGCUGGACUCCAUCUGGGAUUCCAUUGACGUACCGAUCCACAAUGAUGCUCAAUGAACAGCCAUUGGACUCUGCACCAAGUUCCAGCACCUCACACUCCCUGCGAUCCUUUGCUCAUUCUCUGAAGAUGCCACCAGCUAAUACUGGGGAACGACGGAGUCCUCAGUUGGGAGGAAACCUCAACCUCAGUAAACGGGGUCUGGAUGAGAGAGGAAGGAUGGGAGGGGUCAUGGAACGCUCCCGAUCCCCACUGCCUCCUCUGCUCACCUCCCACUCCUCUUCUGAUCUUCUGAGACUAUGCAAUGGCAAACCACUGCGCACUGCUCGAUCAAGUAGUUCCUCUGCUCCACCACUUCCUCCAAAACCGAAUCCUGCCUCUCUUCCGCCCCCUGCGCUAUCGCUGGCCUCCAGUCGACCAAAUAUUUUUUCCUCUCCCUGUGACAACAUGACUACCCAGUCCCUGCCUUGUGAUGUUGACGACAGUCCCAAGCCAACUGAUUCCACUGUCGAGUUGGAUCCUGGUUCAUCUGUGGCUCGUCGCUCCUCACUGCACCGCUCUAAGUCAGACCUAGCAGAUCGGUACGCCAGAGCCGGAGCAGAUGUGGAACGGUUUUUCAACUAUUGUGGCCUGGACCCUGAAGAGCUUGAAGAAGUUGGUCCCGAGAACUUCGCCAGAGCCAAUUCAGACAUUGUUAGCCUGAAUUUCCGUUCUGCUUCCAUGAUCUCCUCGGACUGUGACCACUCCAGGAGAUCCUCCAAUGAUGGGCUGUCUGAUGGAGAUGAGGCUGAGGAUGAGGAGGAGGAAGCUGGAGAGCGGGUUCCCUAUGGGAUCUCUGCUGUGGAACGUAAUGCAAGAGUCAUAAAGUGGCUGUACAGUAUCAAGCAGGCUAGGGAGACACAGAAAGUCUCACAUGUCUAAAGGAAUUUCAGCAUUUGGAGUGAGGGCUUUUCAAAUCGACGCAGGCUGAAUUGGACAUUCUUCAUGCAAAUACUGCAACACUUUUACCUGUCAUCGCUCUCUGAGGCGACAUCUAGCCUCAUAUCAGCCUGAUCUGGCUACUCCUUCAUUUGGAAGCUGUAGUUGGCACAAGAUGAAAAUAAUAGAGUCCUAAUCCAAUUCCCUGCUUUCAAUGUGAAGUAGAAGUAGCUCUGUGUAUUUUGGCUCCUCCACUUGUCUUGGCUCCAGUUUCCCCAGCGGUGGCCACUCAUACUGUCCACUUUUAUGACCUUCUCGACUGACAAAACAGCACUUUAAAUCAUUAGCACACUAUAGGCACUUGUGACCACGUGACUGGCUAAACGCUUGUAAGAUGGCUGGGUCAGGAAGGGUUUUUCGUGGUGUGCCCUUUCAUAAGAACUUGUACACAAAGUGCUGCCUUGUGGUCAUCUUUGCCUGAACCAGUAGAAGUAAGCCUGAGCCCAGGCUGAGACAUGAUUCACCUUUCAGGAUCACAGGGUCGAGCGAGUCAUUGGUGAGCCAAGUGGUUAUUAUUAACAGCCAGUAUUGUUCUCUCGUUGCCUCUUUCACAACAUGGACAUCCUCUUGCUCUGCCACUUCUCAAGCUUUUCUCUGUUUUACAGCACUCUGACUCUUGAUUUUAGGCUGUGUCUAAGAAGCAUUUGUCAGAUGCUUCGCCAGUGCUGACACAUUACAGUUGUUCUUUAUUUGCCGUAAUUAAUACGUGUAUUUGCUGCAGAGGUGGAAUGCCAAAUCCACUGAAAAGAGUAGGCAGUUUUUAUUGCAAAAAGACCCGGUCUUGCCAGAUUUAUGGUUUAAGAGACUGUAAUGGUUACUAUUGAGAGCAGGGGUGCCCAUCUAUUCUCAGUGCAUUGCAUGACAUUACGGCCAUCCGUUCUUUAAAGAACACUGUUCAUACUGAUUCAAGUGUCUUUUAAAAUACUAAAGGAGCCCUAUCAGUCACAUCAGUAUAUGUCUCGGCACAAAAUUGGAUUGGAAAUAUUUACAUUGGAAAGUGAGCAUCGGCCCCCUCCAUUAAAAAAUUUAAUUCUUUAAUAGAAAUGAAUGGAAAUGAAAUCAGGUUCUCCAUGUUCAUGCCCACUGUGUCUGCACACUUGCUAGUCCAAACCACUCGCUGCUGGGCUUUCUCCACCAUUGUGUUUGAUAUGAACAUAGCAGAGCACAAACCACUAUAUUGAACAACACCCAUGCACUCACUUGAUUGACAUGCAAAACAUCCCAGUCAGACAAAACUCAGGUCAAUGGUGAGACCGUGGAAUUUGUAGUACUCCCAAACAUUUGAAUAUGUUAUGAACAAUGGACACUGAACUAUGGCCAUAUUAUUUGAACAACACAAGUGCUGUGUAGGCUGGGGUUUCCUCUGUCUGGGAAGACACUACAGGUCAACUGUUUCAUUCAUGUAUUUGUUAAGUGGCUGUAUAAAUGUAUAUAAAAUAAGUGAGGUCAGGUUUUCAAUCAAAUGCAUUACAUUUCUUUGCAGUAUAUUACGUUGCUUCCACUACAUUGCAUAUCAAUUUUCUUUUAGUGCUUAUGGCUACAUGAUGUGUAAAUGUUUUUAUUUACUUCUUCAAGAGAAAAAAAUGCUGCUGAAAAUCUACGUCAGUGAAAUAUUUACAUACCUGUAGCACACUGCAAAAGGUGCUCCUGUAGCCCGCUGAAAUUCUCGUUAUUGCUUGGGCCAUCUGCUUAGCUUUCUGACUAUCACCUUAGUCUGGGCGAGUGUUACCUGUCGUUUUCUGCAAUGAGCCCCAAGAAGUUCCCAUACUCAGUCAAGUGCUUGUUCUUUAAAAGGCGUAUUUCAUUUCUUGUGUUUUACUGUGCUUCAACUGCAAAGCAUUGUUUCAUUGUGUUGUAUGUGUUGCAGGAUGCAAACUGUACAUGACAAGCCGUAUAAAGGUUCCACAGCUGACAUGUUGCUGCUGUGCACGUGCAGUGAGUUGGUAUGGGACACUACACAACACGCAGGGCUUCUUCAGGUUUUUGUAAUCAGCAAUGGAAGGCAGUGUUCAGCGUGUACCAUCACUUACUUUUUCAUGGAUAUCGGCCGAUCACUGAUCACUGGCAGAUCAAUCAGAUUGGACUAAAAAUAAAUCCUGUCAGUUUUCGGUUUUAUUACACACCCAUUGGGAUUGUGCUACUCCAUACGCAAUUGUAGUGGUGUUGUAUCAAGAGGAAUUAUUUAUUCAUAUACCCCAUGUCCUAGAAAGAAAAUAAAAAUAGAUUAGGAAAAUAGAUACGUCCAAUGUGAGGAAAACAGUGGGCACCCCUGUCUGAGACUGUUCUGACUUUUGGUUUGCAACAGUAAAGCCAUGACAAAUUGACAAUUGUUGGGGCAGGAUGCUGACAACAGAAUGCUGGAUAUGUUUUAUUUAAACUGCUGUUAUUCCAGAAAUUAGAGGGUUCUUGCACUAAAACAGUGUGCAUUGAGAAUGUUCAGGAAUCAUCCUUUCAUUUUGCUGCAAUGAGCACCUGCAGAAAGUAAAGUCUCCUUUAACAAAUGAUCACCUUUCUGGACCACCUGCAUUUUCUUGAGGUCCCUCGAUGGACAUGUAUGACCUUUGAUUUGAUCUUGUAGCUUUGAUCUUUGUAGUGAUGACAUGUGUUGUCCGUCUCUGUUUCUUGCUACAGGUAUCAUGGCUUCAACUGAGCACACAAAAAUUGAUAUUAUUGUGGCUUACUGGUCAGAGCACAGCGUAGUGGAAGGUGAAGCGGCGGAUCAGAGUCAGUUGCAGUCGAUGCUGUUUACAAUGAGCUAAUAUAAAUCCAUAUAAAUCCUUCUUGUAUGUAAGACACAGUGAUUAAAAAAAGAUAAAAGUAGAGUUGAGGAGUCUUGUAGGGUCAGUGGAAGCAUUGUAGAACUUCCCUCAGUUAUGUGUGCAAUCCUCGUCAUCGCUCCUUUUUAAAGGAUGCGAGUCACAUUCCUUGACAAUCUCUGUGAAGAGUUUCAGCCAUGUUCUUAUCCAAAAGCCAAGUUAACUUAUCUUAUUAUUGAUCUCCAAAUGUAAUGAACAUCAUUCUGGCUGUCAGAGUUCCUCAUCAGUACCAAAAUACAUACAAUUCCGUUAUUGCUCUCACCUCUUAAACCAAGACGGAACACAUUUACUCAACUUACAAAUCAGUCAUCCUGAGUAAUGAAAGAGCUCGCACUCAAAAUGGGACCGUUCAGUGACACGUUACAAAGGAGUUUAUUUCAGAUGUAUCUAGGCGUUACUAACAAAUGAGCCCUCAAGGUUUGAGUCCACAGACUCAUGUGUGCAUAUUGCACACUGAAGUCCUGAUGUGGAAGUGAGUCUGACCAAAGCUGUUCCCCAGCUGCCCAGUUCAUCUUGAGAUGGAUUGAUCAUGGUGUGCUCAGUUCUGUCCCUGGUCCUGCUCUCCAUCCUUCCUCCUCCAGCCCUGUUUCUUCCAGUUACUGUGGCAACCUUCUUCUGCAUGAAUAAACCUGAUUACAAGAACCAGAGCAGUCCGGGAGGAUUUUAUUUUAGUUUUUUCAGUGUGAGUGAAUUGAUCCAUCAGUUACAUUUGUUUUAAAUUACUUCCCAGUGAUGUAGACCCAGUUGACUGCCAUACCUCCCCCUAUUGUCCUGCUGUCUGCGCAUGUUGUUGUCCUGUUCACUGUCUUGUCAGUUCUCAGUGUGGCCACACCGACUCCCUCUCCGCAGCAUUGAACAAUAAUCGUGUUCUAUCACACCCGCCGUUUGUUUUUGAUUGACAGUAUUCUUCUGUGGUACUUUCUGUGGAUUCUCAAACGUGUAAAUAAUGUAAGAACAUGUAAAUAUUGACUUUGAAAUCAUGUGCUCUGUCUGAAGGUUUGUGUUUUUACCUGACUCAGAUGAAGGAAGACAUUCAUUCGUCACUGACUCCUGAUCUCUGGAGACUGACAGUAUCUGCACUCUGCUGUUGACUGUAUUUUUGAUGUGGAAACAGUUUUGCUUGAUUAAAGAAACAAAU
Synchiropus splendidus (mandarinfish) is the source of this 6523-nucleotide messenger RNA. It is a transcript of the gene fam110b, whose product is annotated as family with sequence similarity 110 member B. The record is from RefSeq and is a predicted model, not a curated record. Bases 1103 to 2512 code for a protein of 469 amino acids. NCBI's taxonomy places the organism in Eukaryota, Metazoa, Chordata, Actinopteri, Syngnathiformes, Callionymidae. The transcript is spliced from 5 exons.